AUGUGCGGUAUUUGGGCAGUGAUCGGCGAACAGCCGACAAGCACUCAUCAUCGACAGUUCAUGAGGAUCGUGGGAAGGGAUCUGACUGUGAUCCAAGAGGUCCAACCCGGAGUCUAUCUGGGCUUCCAUCGGCUCGCCAUCGUUAUGCCUGGUGAUGCCCCCAGCGAGCAACCAAUUGUUGGCGAAGGUCUGGCAGUAGUGUGUAAUGGUGAAAUUUAUAAUCACAAGGAUAUAAAGGCGGAUUCCAAUGCUCAACUGACGAAUGACGGAAGCGAUUGUGCCGCGAUCAUCCACGCCUUCAUCAAUUCA
Ostertagia ostertagi is the source of this 309-nucleotide messenger RNA. NCBI's taxonomy places the organism in Eukaryota, Metazoa, Nematoda, Chromadorea, Rhabditida, Trichostrongylidae. The record is from the annotation of a GenBank genome assembly.